Messenger RNA from Penicillium crustosum, 1056 nucleotides. RefSeq names its product GNAT family N-acetyltransferase. The coding region runs from base 1 to 1056 and encodes 351 amino acids. Gene Ontology annotation, biological process: mitotic sister chromatid cohesion. Lineage: Eukaryota; Fungi; Ascomycota; Eurotiomycetes; Eurotiales; Aspergillaceae. The transcript has a single exon. Gene Ontology annotation, cellular component: NatA complex. The record is from RefSeq and is a predicted model, not a curated record.
AUGGCAUACCAGCUGUUUGCAAAGAAUCAGACAAGGCCAGCGACUUCUUCGUCUUCGCUAUCUCCUCCCCCAACCAACCGCCACUCUGCGCGACCUCCCAUUCACCCUCCUCCAGUCCAGCCACCUCAAUCAGCCGUCGCAAACACGUCUGGCCCGCAACGCUCGAAAGAAGAAAUCUUUGUUCCAUAUCCUCAUGAUAUUCUAGCUGGUGUGGCAACCCCACAUCCCCAUAUAACAGUUGAGAAAGUCAACACGGCGCAUAUCCCUUCCUUGACGCGGAUCACGGGCUUACUCCUUCCUAUCCGCUACCCAAACUCGUUCUACACAGCCAUCAUAACUGAUCCGGUGGUCGCUUCUCUUUCGCGAGUUGCUAUUUAUCAUGACCACCCUGUUGCUGCAGCCCCGGGGUCCGGCGCAUCUACCGGGACCGACAAAGUGAUCGGGGGCAUUCGGUGUCGGCUAGAGAGAGUCCGACAGGCAGAGGACUCAAACAAACAGACUGAGAUCCAAGGGAACCGAGGUCCCACAAAUCUCUAUAUUCAGACUCUACAUCUUCUCUCACCAUAUCGGGGCAGUGGAGUGGCAGCAUCACUGUUGAAUUCGCUUCUCUUUGCGUCACCGCCGGACCUCAAGGGCAAGAACUCAUACCAGGUGUCCGAGCUCGUCAGACACUAUAACAUCUGCUCUGUUACAGCGCAUGUCCACGAGGCAAACGAGGAGGGGUUAGAAUGGUACAUUGCGCGUGGAUUUAAGGUUGACGGUGAUGUGGCCGAAUACUAUCGGCGACUGAAGCCGUCGGGCGCGAAGAUCGUACGACUAGAUUUGCACUGGAAUGAGGAAGAUGAAACACAUGUUCCGACCAAAACCAAUGCCCAGACUACAACUUCUCCCGGUGAAGUAGAAGACGAGGACUGGGAGAAGGUGGAGGCAGAGGAUGGCGAAGAAGGUGACCAUGGAAUACAACAUUUGAACGAGUCGCAAGUCUUUGAAAAGCAAGAUACGCCUUCGCGCAAGCGCAAGGCCGAAGACGAUAAUCAUAAGCCCCAGGUCGAGUGA